Molecule: messenger RNA, 2626 nt
Organism: Erythranthe guttata (spotted monkey flower)
Lineage: Eukaryota; Viridiplantae; Streptophyta; Magnoliopsida; Lamiales; Phrymaceae
Biological process (GO): tRNA processing
Molecular function (GO): ATP binding; ligase activity, forming carbon-nitrogen bonds
Source: RefSeq, a predicted model, not a curated record
GACAAUUUGUUUGGGUUCAUUCAAAUUCCAAGAUCCCAAACUUCAAUACACUAACCCUCCAAUCCCAAAUUAGACUGCAAACUUUCCCAAUUCCCCAAACCCUCCGCCAUGAGCCACCGCAAUCCGCCACCAGCACCGCCGCCUAAUAUCCGCCAUACCAGCACCGCCCAAAUCCUAAAGCAAACCACCUCCCUGUUCUACUCUAACCCUCUCAUCUUCAUCUUUCUUUCAUCUCUCCUCCUCACCUUCCAUUCUAACAUACAUACCCAUUAAUUUCAAACAAACAAAGCCCCCAUAGAAUUUUAGAGUAAUCAAUCCCAUGGCGGUCCGAGGCCUUCUCAUGCCUUUCCCCAAUACGGCGCCGUCGCAUCCCGCGGUGGCGAUUAUCCCCGCAGUCAUUUCGUGGUUCGGAAAAUUCUCCGGCGCCAGGCGGGCCCGCUUCUACUGCAGACACCACACCGCAGAAAUCGACAUGUCCGAGUACAGACGAGACAAAUUUGCCCAGAGAAUGGGGGCGGCUGGCCUUAAACCUCAUCACCGCAUUGCAAUAGCUGUUUCUGGUGGUCCUGAUAGUAUGGCGCUGUGUGUAUUGACUGCUGAUUGGAAAUCUGAUAACCUUGUUGAUUCUGCUACUUCUGUUACCACCAAAGGAAGAAGCAACCAUGUCGAUGGCCUUUUAGCCAUUGUUGUUGAUCAUGGAUUGCGUCCAGAAAGUGCAGAGGAAGCAGACCUUGUCCGCAAUCGAGUUUUAGAUAUGGGAAUAAAAUGUCAAGUUUCCCAUUGCGAAUGGUUGGACGGUAAACCUAGCCCCGGUCACUUGCAAGAAGCAGCUCGCAAUAAGAGGUAUGAAACUUUACAAAACAUAUGUAUCCAACAGCAGAUUAGCAUACUGUUGAUCGCACACCAUGCAGAUGACCAGGCGGAGUUGUUCAUUCUCAGAUUAUCGAGAAAUAGUGGUGUUCUUGGGCUUGCUGGCAUGUCAUUUGCUUCACAAAUGUUUACGCAAUUCCCUGAUUUUUGUGGACAAGAAUCAAGACCUCGUGGCAUUUUAAUAGUGAGACCACUUCUAGACUUCUCAAAGGAAGAUAUGUAUGAUAUAUGUCGAAGUGGUAAUCAACAAUGGGUUGAAGAUCCGACAAAUAAGAGUCCUGUAUAUGCUCGCAAUAGGAUCAGGAUGUCAUUAAGUAAUUUUUCAUCAUCUAUAUUCAAGACUGAGUUGGAAGCAACUAUAUCAGCGUGUCGAGGAACCCGAUUGCUUGUUGACAAAUUCUGUAAUCUGUUGCUGAAACAGGCUGUGACCAUCAUGCCUCAUGGCUAUGCAGUGAUCGAUUUGGAAAUUCUCCGUGCAAUGGAAGUCAAGGAUAUUUACCUCGCAAAGUUUGUUACUUCAGUAGUGCAGUUCAUCUCACAAAAACACAGACCAGUUAGAGGGAAGGCGGUGAAAUUGCUACAAAGCUACAUUCGUACUUUACCAUCCAAGACUAGUCUGACUGUAGUCUGUAGGUGGUUGUUAUCUAUGUCCAGCUCCUGGAUCCAAAGGAACUAAGGUCCUUGUAUGCUGCUCUGUCAAUUUGUCUUUCCCUGUGACUAUGAAGUUGUUUCAUCCGUUUUCUUACGGAGGGCAGAAUUGCUUUCCCACAAGCGAUUUAGAGCAGAUUGUAAAAGAAAGUGAAGCGUAUUUGGAUAGAUUCACUUCUGAUGCUCCAUUUUCAGACAUAGCUGCUGAGUCUGUUCUAAUCGAAGCCAAAAAGCUUGGCAUUCUUAGUCAUUCUACGUAUGAGAGUAUUGUUACCUUGCAGCAGGAAGAAAGUGAUGAUUUUAAGUCAAAAGCUGUCUCUAAAUUUGCGUCGAAAGAUGGUAUACCAUCUUCAAAUGAUGCAGUAGCAGCUGCUUUGAACAAUUUUGUUAUUAUGCCUGGCCAAGUAGGUUACUUCAUGGAUAGAUUUGUAGUAGAUUGGAAGACGCGGUGUGAUGGAGAAGGAGAUUGUUUUUUUAGCAGCAGUUGGAUGAUGAUAAACCAGGACUUGUCGAAGAGGUGCGCCACAUGGUGGAUGCUGAUUGGUUGUAUCUUUCGGACUUGUCGAAGAAGAACAAGGCAAAUGUGGGACCACCAGAAGAAAAUAAUCAUCAGGAUGAUGAUAAAUGCAGCAGCAGCAGCUAUUAUGGUAUAUUGUCGGCAAGUAGAGCUAUUGAAUGCUUAAAGUGUAUUCCAGUUGCUGCCAGAAGAAGUAUGCCUGUCCUGGUUAAUGCUCAAGGACUUGUAUUGAGUAUUCCGAGCAUCGGGUUCGCACAAUGCCCUCAUUUGAUGAAGGUGUCUGUUGUAUUCAGUCCUAGGAUACCUCUAGGUGGAGGUCAUACCUCAUUUUUGUAGUUCCGAGAUGAUAGAAACAAACACAAGGGUACGUACGUACGUACGGUAGAGGUUUUUAUACUGUACUAUUAUUAGAUAGUCGUAUAUGAAAUGGAUAGCACUAGUACCCUGUACCCAGUCAGAGGAAAAUACCAGACACAAGGUAGGUAGGGUAGAAAAUAACAUUGUUGUUUUUUUGUUCCUAUUUGUAAUUGAAUGAAUGUAAGCAAUUCGUCAAAAAAAUAUUUGAUUCUUGAUUUUUGUUUCUACUGCCCA